UAGACGUAAUUCUCCUACCAGAUCCAACCAGAGAGCAGAGAGAGAGAGGUGGUAAACUUGUCGAGUCUCUUCCCCUAUUUCAUCCACUUCUACCUGACAAAUGCAGUAUAUUUUCCACUAAUUACAAGAAAAUACUUGUCUCUCACAUCAAAUGGCUGUUCCGAUUGAAGAAGCCAUAGCUGCACUAUCCACAUUUUCUCUAGAGGAUGAUCAACCAGAAGUACAAGGCCCAGGGUUUUGGGUUUCAGCUGAAGGAGGUGCAACUAUUAGUCCAAUCGAGUACAGUGAUGUGGCUGCAUAUAGGUUGUCUUUAUCAGAAGACACUAAAGCUAUUAACCAGCUGAACACACUUAUACAAGAGGGGAAGGAAAUGGGUUCCGUGCUCUACACAUAUAGAAGUUGUGUUAAAGCGCUUCCUCAGCUUCCAGAUUCUAUGAAGCAAAGUCAGGCUGACCUGUAUCUCGAAACUUACCAAGUUUUGGAUUUGGAAAUGAGCCGUCUGCGUGAAAUUCAGAGAUGGCAAGCAUCCGCGGCAUCUAAGCUGGCAGCUGACAUGCAACGUUUUUCCAGACCUGAGCGUCGUAUUAAUGGUCCCACAGUAACUCAUCUUUGGUCCAUGCUGAAAUUACUUGAUGUUCUGAUCCAGCUUGAUCAUCUUAAAAAUGCAAAAGCUAGUAUACCUAAUGACUUCUCUUGGUACAAAAGGACAUUCACACAAGUUAGUGUGCAGUGGCAAGAUACAGAUUCAAUGAGGGAGGAGUUGGAUGAUUUACAGAUCUUCUUGAGCACGAGGUGGGCUAUUUUGUUAAACUUGCAUGUUGAGAUGUUCCGUGUGAACAAUGUUGAAGACAUUCUUCAAGUUCUCAUUGUCUUCAUAGUGGAGUCUUUGGAGUUGAAUUUUGCACUUCUAUUUCCAGAGAGGCACACACUUCUUCGUGUCUUGCCUGUCCUUGUUGUCCUAGCAGCAUCAUCAGAGAAAGAUAGUGAAUCAUUGUACAAAAGGGUGAAAAUCAACAGACUUAUUAACAUAUUUAAGAAUGAUCCUGUGGUACCUGCUUUCCCAGAUCUUCACCUGUCUCCUGCUGCGAUUUUAAAAGAGUUAUCGACAUACUUCCCUAAAUUUUCUGCACAAACUCGGCUUCUCACUCUUCCAGCACCUCAUGAGCUGCCACUGCGUGAGGCACAAGAUUAUCAGAGGCAAUAUCUGAUUGUCAACCAUAUUGGGGCGAUCCGUGCUGAGCAUGAUGACUUCACUGUUCGUUUUGCUUCAGCCAUGAGUCAGCUUGUCUUGCUGAAAUCAAUUGAUGGUGUGGAUGCUGAGUGGGUUAAGGAAGUUAAAGGAAAUACUUAUGACAUGGUUGUUGAAGGUUUUCAACUCUUAAGCAGAUGGACUGCACGAGUUUGGGAACAAUGUGCUUGGAAAUUUUCUCGCCCAUGCAAGGAUCCUGUUCCAAUGGAGUCGCAUGACAUGCCUGCAUCAUUUUCCGACUAUGAAAAGGUGGUACGGUACAAUUAUAAUGCUGAAGAAAGGAAGGCUCUGGUUGAACUUGUAAGCUAUAUCAAGAGUAUUGGGUCAAUGAUGCAAAAGGUGGACACUUCAGUGACCGACGCCUUGUGGGAGACAAUCCAUGCAGAGGUGCAAGAUUUUGUACAAAAUACGCUGGCGACAAUGUUGCGGACUACCUUUCGGAAAAAGAAAGACCUUUCUAGGAUUCUUUCCGAUAUGAGAACACUUUCAGCAGAUUGGAUGGCAAAUACUAGUAAGCCAGAGACUGAAAUGCAGUCAUAUCCACAUAGUGGUGAAGAAGGCAGAGGGACCUUAUUUUAUCCAAGGCCAGUAGCACCAACAUCUGCUCAGGUCCAUUGCUUGCAGUUCCUCAUAUAUGAAGUGGUUUCCGGUGGCAACAUGCGGAAGCCUGGUGGUAUUUUUGGAAAUAGUGGUUCGGAAAUACCUAUCAAUGACUUGAAACAGCUGGAGGCAUUCUUCUACAAACUUGGUUUUUUCUUACAUGUAUUAGACUACACAGCUACACUAGGAACUUUGACCGAUCUUGGUUUCUUAUGGUUUAGAGAAUUCUAUCUGGAGUCUUCUCGUGUUAUACAGUUCCCCAUUGAAUGCUCCCUUCCAUGGAUGCUGGUGGAUCAUGUGAUCGAAUCUCCAAUUAUUGGCCUUCUGGAGAGUGCCUUGAUGUCAUUUGACAUCUAUAAUGAUGCUGCUCAGCAAGCAUUAGUGAUCCUCAAGCAACGUUUUUUAUAUGAUGAAAUUGAAGCUGAGGUGGACAAUUGUUUUGAUAUAUUUGUCUUGAAGUUGUGUGAGACUAUUUUUACAUACUACAAAAGCUGGGCAGCCAGUGAGCUACUUGAUCCAUCAUUUCUCUUUGCCAUAGACAUUGGUGAAAAGUUUGCAGUCCAGCCAAUGAGAUUCGUAGCUCUUUUAAAAACAACUAGAGUGAAGCUUCUAGGUAGGACCAUCAACUUGAGAAGUUUGAUUGCUGAUAGGAUGAACAAAAUGUUUAGAGAUAAUCUUGAAUUUCUGUUUGAUCGCUUUGAAUCACAGGAUUUAUGUGCUAUUGUGGAGUUGGAAAUGUUGCUGGACAUCUUGCAACUUACUCAUGAAUUACUCUCGAAAGACCUUACAAUAGAUUCUUUCAAUCUUAUGUUGAAUGAGAUGCAGGAGAAUGUAUCCCUUGUUUCUUAUUCUAGUCGACUUGCUUCACAGAUUUGGACAGAAAUGCAAAAUGACUUCUUGCCAAAUUUCAUCCUCUGCAAUACUACUCAGCGUUUUGUCCGAUCAGCACGAGUGCCCCCUGUUCCUGUCCAGAAGCCUUCGGUUCCUUAUGCAAAGCCAAAUUUCUACUGUGGAACUCCUGAUCUGAAUUCUGCUUACCAGAACUUUGCUCGAUUGUACUGUGGGUUUUUUGGUGUGCCUCACAUGUUUUCUCUAGUCAAGCUCUUGGGAUCUAGGUCACUUCCUUGGCUUAUCCGAGCCCUUUUGGAUAAUAUAUCGAACAAGAUCACUACCGUUGAACCAAUGAUUACUGGACUGCAAGAAGCUUUGCCGAAGUCUAUAGGGUUACUUCCAUUUGAUGGUGGUAUCUCAGGCUGCAUGAGGCUUGCCAAGGAGCAUCUUAGCUGCUGGCAUUCAAAGUCUGAACUCAAAGCUGAAGUCCUUUGUGGAAUCAAGGAGAUUGGUAGCGUAUUGUACUGGAUGGGACUUCUUGAUAUUGUAUUGAGAGAAGUCGAUACCCGCCAGUUUAUGCAAACUGCUCCUUGGUUGGGCUUGAUUCCUGGUGCUGACGGGCAAAUAUUGCACUCUCAGGAAGGGGGAGAUAGCCCUAUGGUCACUCUGUUUAAAUCUGCAACUACUGCAACCAUGUCCAACCCUAACUGCACAAAUCCAACAUCAUUUCACACUAUAUCGAGACAAGCAGAAGCUGCCGAUUUGUUGUACAAAGCCAAUAUUAAUACUGGAAGUGUGUUGGAAUAUGCCCUUGCUUUUACAAGUGCUGCAUUAGAUAAAUACUGCAGUAAAUGGAGUGCAGCCCCAAAGACGGGUUUUAUUGAUAUUACUACUUCAAAGGACUUCUACCGGAUUUUCAGUGGACUUCAAAUCGAAUACCUGGAGGAAUCUGUUCAGCUACAAUCCAACACUUACGAAAUGUUGGGCGAUUCAGUUGCCUGGGGUGGAUGUACAAUAAUCUACCUGCUUGGGCAACAAUUGCAUUUUGAAUUGUUUGAUUUUUCCCAUCAAGUCCUCAAUGUUGCUGAGGUGGAGUCUGUAGCAAUAUCGCCAACACAGAAGAAUCCUAAUUUCCUCCAGGGUAUUGAAGGUUUGCUGGAAGCUAUGAAGAAAGCAAGGAGGCUAAACAACCAUGUGUUUUCAAUGUUGAAAGCACGCUGUCCAUUGGAAGAUAAACAGGCUUGUGCCAUCAAACAAAGUGGUGCACCGCUGCAUCGGAUAAAAUUUGAGAAUACUGUGUCCGCUUUUGAAACAUUGCCACAGAAAGGUGCCUGAGGUCUGCUUCCAUUUUCAUUGCAGGAGCUUGCAUGUAUGACCCUUGUUAUUGUGUAUGUAAUAUAUGUUUAUUGAUGUACUUAUUGCUCUGAGAAUGAAGAUGCUACUUGUUGGGUGAUGGUAUAGAUAUAGAUAUUGUAAAAUUAAGAACUGAACAUCUAAUGAUCCAAUCAACAGAUAAUAGAGAAAGAGCAGCAUAUGACUGUCAGAUUCGUCAAUCUGCCACUUGUUUCUCUUUCAGCUGUUAAUGUUUUCCACAGCUUGAUGGAUAAUUUGAUAGGCCAAUGAUUCUUUUUCAUGUUUUAAUGUUUGGGAAAAUGCCCAAGAAGAUGAA
Solanum tuberosum (potato) is the source of this 4349-nucleotide messenger RNA. RefSeq names its product protein PIR. Lineage: Eukaryota; Viridiplantae; Streptophyta; Magnoliopsida; Solanales; Solanaceae. Gene Ontology annotation, molecular function: small GTPase binding. Gene Ontology annotation, biological process: regulation of actin filament polymerization. The record is from RefSeq and is a predicted model, not a curated record. The transcript has 30 exons. Bases 152 to 4015 code for a protein of 1287 amino acids.